GCGGCGGUGAGAGGAGAUGGCGGAGGAAUCGCACGUUCUUGAGAUCAAUCUCAUCUCGGCGCAAGGACUUAAAGAACCGACGGGGAAGCUCCGGAGACUGCAGACGUACGCAUCCGUAUGGGUUGAUUCCUCCGACAAGCUCCGCACUCGAAUCGAUCGGAUCGGCGCCGAGAAUCCGAUUUGGAACGACAAGUUCGUUUUCCAGGUUUCAUCGGAGUUCCUCUCCAGCGAAACUUCCGGCGUCUCGAUCGAGAUCUACGCCGUUGGUUACUUACGCGAUCAUCUCAUCGGAACCGUGCGUUUCCUCGUGAGCAACUUCCUCCCAACCGCCGCGGAGAAGGUUCCGUCUCUCGUCGCGCUUCAGAUCCGCCGUCCUUCCGGUAAGUUCCGCGGUGUUCUCAACAUCGCCGCCAUGGUGAUCGACGCUUCCGAGCUACCCGCUGGUUUCUUCAAGUCCGUUCGAGAGAAGGAGGCGGAGAGUCGCCGGAGCCGAAGGAUGAAGAAGUCGAGAUCCGCGGUCGUUUUGUCGGAGAACGGUUUAGCUGACGACGGCGGAAGCUCGAAGGAGAACUCGUUAAGCGGAUCGGUGAAUUUCUCCGACGACGGUACGGACUCGACGGCGUCUUCUCCGAUGCCGUCUCCGCUCAGAGACUGGAACGCGGUUCGGAAUAUGGCGGGAAAGAAUCACGUGAGGUGGUCAUCGGACGGCGGAGGAAUGAUGUGCUGUUUCUUGAUGAAAUCGUCUGGUAUCUUACCGCCAAAACAAGAGAGGAUGGACGGCUGAGAUUUUGUUAUCUGAUGAUGAUUCCAACGGUUCAGAUAUCAUCUUGGUUUCGAAGAUCAUCAACCAUACAUUUUUCGUUUAGGCAGUUACCGACGGUUAUGAGUAUUAACUAACUCUUUUAGUUGGCGCAGUUUUCUUUUAGUUAGUUCAUUUGGUUUUUGUUUUUAUUUUCUGAACAGUUUCAAAUUCAUUUCAGUAUGAAGACGAAGAUCAUUUUUUUGUGGUGUCAUAUU
Messenger RNA from Brassica oleracea var. oleracea, 1017 nucleotides. RefSeq lists its product as uncharacterized. Gene Ontology annotation, biological process: defense response. The record is from RefSeq and is a predicted model, not a curated record. NCBI's taxonomy places the organism in Eukaryota, Viridiplantae, Streptophyta, Magnoliopsida, Brassicales, Brassicaceae. The coding region runs from base 17 to 784 and encodes 255 amino acids. The transcript has a single exon.